AUGUCGUUUCUUCGUGGUGUUUUUGUCUGGCUGGUGGUCUUUUUUGGUCUUGCCAUGCCUCUUGCACUCCCUCGAGUUCAUGACAAUGGAACUACUUGGAUGGCCCCUGCUAACAACUUGGCAGUGGCAGACGGCACUGUUUGGCUUCAGGGUGCCGGUGGAUUCAAGUCUGUCGUUUACUUCGUCAAUUGGGCCAUCUAUGGACGCAAGCAUUUUCCUCAGGAUCUGCCUGCCGAUAAGUUGACCCAUGUCCUUUAUUCGUUUGCCAAUGUCCGCCCCGACUCGGGAGAAGUGUACCUGACCGACGAAUGGUCUGACCGGAACAUACACUACCCCGGCGAUUCCUGGCAGGAGGAUCAAGCAAGAAACGUCUACGGCAAUGUGAAGCAGCUAUUUCUUCUCAAGAAGCAGAACCGGAAGCUCAAGAUUCUCCUCUCUAUUGGAGGUUGGACCUACUCUUCCAAUUUUGCCCAGCCUGCCAGCACAGAUGCUGGACGCACUUUGUUUGCACAGUCUGCUCUGAAGCUUGUUCUUGACUAUGGUUUCGAUGGCAUUGAUAUCGAUUGGGAAUACCCUACUGAUGAAACUCAAGCUCAGAACUUUGUGCUACUUCUGCAGAAGUGUCGUGAAACUUUGGACGGUGCUGGCAAUGCGAACCGAAGAUUUCUUUUGACUAUUGCCUGCCCUGCUGGUCCGACCAAUUACUCCAAGCUCAAGCUCCAAGAAAUGACCCCACUUCUUGAUUUCUACAAUCUGAUGGCAUACGAUUACGCUGGAAGCUGGGACAGCGCCGCGGGAAACCAGGCAAACCUCUACCCUUCGAACAACAAUCCGGCCUCCACUCCGUUCUCCACCAUUCGGGCUCUUGAAUACUACACUCAAGUCGGAGGCGUGCCGUCGUCGAAGAUCGUUCUGGGUAUGCCUCUCUACGGUCGUGCUUUCAUGAACACCGAUGGUCCUGGCGCUCCGUACACCGGGGUUGGGGAGGGUAGCUGGGAACAAGGUGUUUGGGACUACAAAGCCCUCCCCAAGCCUGGAGCCACGGAGAACCUCGACCAUGCAACUGGAGCUUCCUGGUCCUACGAUCCCUCCAACAGGAUGAUGGUCUCGUAUGACACCGUCCAGAUGGCUGAGGUAAAGCUCGACUUCAUCAAGCAGCACCAGCUUGGAGGUGCGAUGUGGUGGGAGUCCUCCGGGGACAAGGGCGGCAAGGCGGCACAGAAAGCUGAUGGCAGUCUGAUUGGAACUUUCGUGGAUGGUGUGGGCGGAAUUGGUGCUUUGGAUCAGUCUCCCAAUGCGCUGGAGUACCCUGAGUCUCGGUUUGAUAACCUGCGGGCUGGCUUCGCUUGA
Molecule: messenger RNA, 1350 nt
Organism: Aspergillus clavatus NRRL 1
Lineage: Eukaryota; Fungi; Ascomycota; Eurotiomycetes; Eurotiales; Aspergillaceae
Product: glycoside hydrolase family 18 protein
Exons: 6
Coding region: 1-1350 (449 amino acids)
Biological process (GO): chitin catabolic process; carbohydrate metabolic process
Cellular component (GO): extracellular region
Molecular function (GO): chitin binding; chitinase activity
Source: RefSeq, a predicted model, not a curated record